Messenger RNA from Hipposideros armiger (great roundleaf bat), 1872 nucleotides. It is a transcript of the gene TGFB1I1, whose product is annotated as transforming growth factor beta 1 induced transcript 1. The record is from RefSeq and is a predicted model, not a curated record. Lineage: Eukaryota; Metazoa; Chordata; Mammalia; Chiroptera; Hipposideridae. The transcript has 2 exons. Bases 14 to 1501 code for a protein of 495 amino acids.
UCUGCACCCCGCCAUGGAGGACCUGGAUGCUCUGCUCUCUGACCUGGAGACCACCACCUCACACAUGCCAAGGUCAGGAGCUCCAAAAGAGCAGCCCCCAGAGCCCCUCACAUCUCCCCUGUCCUAUGGCCACCAGCCACAGAUGGCGUCUGGGCAGUCUUCAGGAGCCUCAGGGGACAAGGACCAUCUGUACAGCACGGUAUGCAAGCCUCGUUCCCCGAAGCCUAUGGCCCCUGCGGGCCCUCCGUUCUCCUCCUCCAGCGGUGUCUUGGGUACAGGGCUCUGUGAGCUGGACCAGUUGCUUCAGGAACUUAAUGCAACUCAGUUCAACAUCACAGAUGAAAUAAUGUCUCAGUUCCCAUCCAGCAAGGAGACUGCUGGGGAGCAGAGAGAGGACCAAUCUGAGGACAAGAAGAGGCCCAGCUGCCCCUCUAGCCCAUCCCCUGUUCUCCCAAAGCCUUCGGCUACCUCUGCCACUUUGGAGCUGGACAGACUGAUGGCUUCACUCUCUGACUUCCGAGUCCAGAACCACGUGAGUCAGGCAAGGGAGUGGGCUGGUGUGGAGGUGUGGCUCCCGGCCCAUUUUAAACCUUUCCACAUCUGCUACCUUGCUGACUCAAAUCACAUGUAUCCCCUGCUGCAGCUCCCAGCUUCUGGAUCAACCCAGCCACCAGUGCCAAGCUCCAUGGAUGAGUCCCCUGCAGAGCCUGCCAGCAAAGGCGGCCUAGACACCAUGCUGGGCCUGCUGCAGUCCGACCUCAGUCGCCGUGGCAUUCCCACUCAGGCCAAGGGCCUCUGUGGCUCUUGCAAUAAACCCAUUGCUGGGCAAGUGGUGACGGCGCUGGGGCGUGCGUGGCACCCUGAGCACUUCCUUUGUAACGGCUGUUCCACCGCCCUCGGAGGCAGCAGCUUCUUCGAGAAGGAUGGCGCUCCCUUCUGCCCCGAGUGCUACUUUGAGCGCUUCUCCCCACGAUGUGGCCUCUGCAAUCAACCCAUCAGACAUAAGAUGGUUACCGCCUUGGGCACCCACUGGCACCCAGAGCACUUCUGCUGCGUCAGCUGUGGGGAGCCCUUCGGAGAUGAGGGUUUUCACGAGCGCGAGGGCCGCCCCUACUGCCGCCAGGACUUCCUGCAGCUGUUCGCCCCGCGCUGCCAGGGCUGCCAAGGCCCCAUCCUGGACAACUACAUCUCAGCACUCAGCGCGCUCUGGCACCCAGACUGUUUCGUCUGCAGGGAAUGCUUCGCGCCCUUCUCGGCAGGCAGCUUUUUCGAGCACGAGGGCCGCCCGCUGUGCGAGAACCAUUUCCACGCGCGACGCGGUUCCCUGUGCGCCACUUGUGGUCUCCCGGUGACCGGCCGUUGCGUGUCGGCGCUGGGCCGCCGCUUCCACCCGAACCACUUCACCUGCACCUUCUGCCUACGCCCGCUCACCAAGGGCUCCUUCCAGGAGCGCGCUGGGAAGCCCUACUGCCAGCCCUGCUUCCUCAAGCUCUUCGGCUGACUGCCUCUGGGUUCGCCCCGCCGGGAGACCGCGGCCCCAAAGACCCCGCCCUUACCCCAAACGCUGAGCUCUCCACACCUCGAGGCCUUGCUCUUUGAGCGUGGGGCUCCCCUCAGCCCCGCCCUGUGAGGCCCGCUGGGGAGACUCGCCUAAGGUACCCUAGUCUCUGUUCUCCAAGGGCAAGUUCAGAAAAGGUCCAGCCAAUCCCAAAGCCACAUGCCCCCAGAGUGGGCCGUACUCUGACGUGCGGGAGUCCUUCACUUUGCAGGAGGGCCCUUGCAGUUUCAACUGACUUAGAGGCCAGGCCAAGACGUUCCUCUCCCCGGUCCCUCAAUGCUCUGUGCACUUUUUUCUACCUACAUAAAUACACA